UCCCAUCAUGCCCUUCAAGAACAUGGCGGCUGAGUUUUCGUAACGCAGCUGCCUCUGCAUUUAAAUGAGCUAAUGUUUCGCAUUUGACGGGACACAGAUAAGAAAAUCGUUGUUCUGGUAUUUUGUGUUGGGUUGUUUUACAAAAUGCCGAAAUAUUACGAAGAGAAAGAGCCGGACAACAGACCCUGCGCGGGCAUCAGGGAAGACUUUAGAGAAUGUCUCCUUCGGCACGACUGCGUCGUAAAGGAAGGGAAGCUGCCCAGUGAGUGUUUGAAGGAAGGCCACUGCAAAGCCCUGCAGACGUCAUUCUUUGAGUGCAAGAGGUCGAUGUUGGACAACAGGUCAAGAUUCAGAGGAAGAAAAGGAUAUUGAGGAACCAGUUUCACGGCAGAUGGUGUUGCCGUGUGGUUGAACAGAUACUGGACGAUCCUCUGUCCAUGGGUCAGUGUGUGUGUGUGUGUGUGUGUGCCGUGUAUGUUGAGAACAUACAAGCAUGACAGAGCGAUGCACACUGACACUCGAAAGCACUUUUACGUCACAGGCUGGAGCUUCAAACAUUUUGAUUUCUUAUGUAAAUGUGUUGUAUUAUUUUGGAUGCGUGAGUGAGUGUUUUAUGAUUUGGAAAACAGUAAAAAACGAAUAAAAACAGAGACUUUAUAUC
Messenger RNA from Solea senegalensis (Senegalese sole), 661 nucleotides. Its product is annotated as cytochrome c oxidase assembly factor 5. Gene Ontology annotation, cellular component: mitochondrion. Bases 145 to 372 code for a protein of 75 amino acids. The record is from RefSeq and is a predicted model, not a curated record. Lineage: Eukaryota; Metazoa; Chordata; Actinopteri; Pleuronectiformes; Soleidae. The transcript has 3 exons. Gene Ontology annotation, biological process: mitochondrial respiratory chain complex IV assembly.